Messenger RNA from Emys orbicularis (European pond turtle), 510 nucleotides. RefSeq names its product WAP four-disulfide core domain protein 2-like. Gene Ontology annotation, cellular component: extracellular region. Gene Ontology annotation, molecular function: serine-type endopeptidase inhibitor activity. The record is from RefSeq and is a predicted model, not a curated record. NCBI's taxonomy places the organism in Eukaryota, Metazoa, Chordata, Testudines, Emydidae.
AUGAAGAGGGAGAGCGAUCCUCUAAAUCACCUGGGAACCAGUCCCCUCCCUCCCCGGCUGCAGCCCCACCUGUGGGAAAGCUUAAAGUCCAGCCUGGGUAGGUCUGGACAGUCGGAGCCGGCUCCCCACAGCACCAUGGUGAAGUCCAGCAGCAUCGUCCUCCUGGUGGGGCUCCUGGCACUCUGGGCCGAGCUGCCGUCUGCAUCUGGCCAGAACAUUACCAAGAAAGAGGGCGUGUGCCCAGACACAGUGGUGGAGGCGGCUAACUGCACGGAGAAAUGCCAGGCCGACAGCGACUGCGAGGAGAACCUCAAGUGCUGCCAGACGGGCUGCGGAUGGUCCUGUCAGCUCCCCAACGUGAAACCCGGCUCGUGCCCAGUGGUGUCAGGCGGAAUCCCCUUACUGGGCCUGUGCAAGAACCAAUGCACAAUGGACUCGCAAUGCGCAGGGACCAUGAAGUGCUGCAUCAAUGGCUGUCGCAAACAGGCGUGUGUCCGGCCAAACUUUUAA